Messenger RNA from Adineta steineri, 4998 nucleotides. The record is from the annotation of a GenBank genome assembly. Lineage: Eukaryota; Metazoa; Rotifera; Eurotatoria; Adinetida; Adinetidae.
AUGAAUCCAUCAAAAUCUUUCCCAAUUGAACAUAGCUAUAUUAAUUUAGCGAUAGUGAAAGCCGAAGAACAACAGAAAAAAGAAAAGGAACUUCUUCAUACUCAGCAUCAUAAUACCAUCAUCGGUGCUUUUGAAGAGAUUUAUGGCAUGAAAACUGCAAUAGAUAUCAAGCAUAUUUUUGAUAGAUGUAAAAAUCAAGAGAAACAAGUGCUUGUAUUUGGACGAGCCGGUAUCGGAAAAUCAACAUUUUCUCAAUAUAUCGCUUAUCAGUGGGCAACUGGUUCCUAUUGGCCACAAUAUGAAUUAGUCGCUUUGAUUCCAUUACGUCGUUUAACAACCAGUCGGUAUCCACCCGACAAGAGCCACUCUCUCAUUGAUCUCGUGAAAAAAGAAGUUUUUCAGGAUGAUUUAUCUGAAAACGAAGAGAAACUCUUGAGAAAAUGGUUUGAUGCAAAAACGAUUCUAUGGAUUUUGGAUGGAUAUGAUGAAAUUGUACAAAAUGUGCCAACACAUCUGCAAUUUUUAUUUGAACGACUACUGAAAACUCCACACCAUAUUUUAACAUCUCGUCCAUAUAUGAAUACAUUAUCAUAUAAUGUACAAAUGGAAAUUACUGGUUUUACAGAUGAAAAUAUCGAAAAGUAUGUCGAGCAGUUUUUUGAUCAACUUAAAAAUGAUUUAAUCGAUACAACACUUCAAGCUCAAAAACUAGUGAGCUUCUUAAAAAGUAAACGUAGAAUUUGGGGUAUCGUUCAUAUACCAAUAAAUCUAGAACUUAUGUGCAGUCUUUGGUGUGAUACUGACUGGUUGGAAACAAAAACGCUGACAAUGACAACUGUGUACGAUAAAAUGAUUGAAUGGCUUUGUCGACGAUAUUUACAAAAGCGAAAUAAUGAAGAUUCACACCUGAGAAAAAAUACUAUUUAUAAAACCUGCCAUAAAGAAUUGGCAUUUUUAGAAAUCUUGGCUUUCCAUGGAAUGCAGGAAAGUAGCGUAAUUUUACGACCAAAAUUACUCGAAAAAGUAGAGCAUGAGACUGGAGUUUCCUUGGAUGACCAUCCACAAUUACUCAACAUCGGUAUUUUAAAAUCGUUUGAUGACCGACCAGUUGGUACUGCUAUCGACGCAGAGAAAAACCAUUAUUUUGUCCAUCUUAGUUUUCAAGAGUAUUUUACAGCAAGAUACAUAGUAAAUGCACUACAUGGGGAUGAAAAUCAAAAGAAAAAAGCAAUUGAUUUCAUCAAAAAUCAUAAGUAUAAUCAACGUUUUGAAUUAGUGUUUAUUUUUGCAUCUGGCCUUCUCACUGACACCACUCGCCAACAGUCAAUGAAUUUAUUCUGGGAAACACUGUUGGGAGAACCACUCGAUCUCGUUGGUUUCAGGCAUGCACAGAUUGCCAUUGCUUGCUUAGAAGAGGCCGGGUGCGACAGACAGAUUCCACACUUUCGAGAGUUGAUGAGUUUAAUCAUCCAAUGGAUUAAAUAUCAUGUAUCUGCGGACCAAAAAAAGUCAAACAACCGAUUCAUUGAGUUAUUACAAAGAAGUCCGUUAUUAGUAGAUCAAUCGGAAAUACAUGACAAAUUCAUAGAGUGGUAUAAAGACAAAGAUCGGACUAUUAGCCAGAAGGCAUCUUCAUUCGUUUCUGAUUUGCCGAUUUCCAAUCGAUACACAGACUUGAUUCAGUUACAUCUAACAGCACUUACUGCUGAAAAUAUACAAGUUGACUGGAGUGUAUUUAAAGCUUUCAAGAAAAUGGCUGACAAAGCAGUAACCGAUGACGUUCUCGAUGAAUGCGUGAAUGUACUUAGUCACACGGAUGAAAGCGUCAAAAAGAGUACGUGUGAAGCUCUCGGUCGAAUGGGUGCAAAAGCAGCAAUCGAUGACGUGGUCAAAGGACUCGUGAAUCUACUUGAUCAAAUGGAUGAAAGCGUCAAAGAGAGUGCGUGCGAAGCUCUCGGUCGAAUAGGUGAAAAAGCAGCAACCGAGAAAGUCAUUAAUAAACUCCUGAUUCUACUUGGUAAUAAGGAUGAACGCGUCAGACACCACGCGUUCAAAGCUCUUGAGAAUAUGGGUGAAAAAGUAGCGACUGAUCAAGUUAUUAAUAGACUCCUCAUUCUGCUCGAUGAUACCAGUGAUGACGUCAAAGGAAGUGCGUGCGUAGCUCUCGGAAAAAUGAGUGAAAAAGCAGCAACCGAUGAAGUAAUUCAUAGACUUCUCAUUCUAGUUGGUAAUACGAAUGAUAGCGGCAGACACUGUGCACGCGAAGCGCUGAGGAAUAUAGAUGAAAAUGCAGCAACUAAUAAAGUGAUUAAUGAACUCAUCUUUCAACUUCGUGAUAGAAAUGAUCGCGUUACAAGUUGGGCGUGGGAUGAUCAUUUUACAAGUUUGGCGAGGGAUGAUCUCGUAGAACUAGAUGAAAGAGCAACAACCAAUAAAGCCAUUGAUAGACUCCUGACUCUACUUGAUCAACGAGAUGAUUAUGCCAAACGUCAAGCACGUGACACCCUCGCGUAUAUGCGUCGAAACGAAGCAAACAAUGAAGUGAUUGAUAACCUUAUCAUUAUACUGGAUGAUACGAAUGGAUACAUCAGACGUUGUGCAUGCGAAGCAUUUGGGAACAUGGGUGCGAAAGCAGCAACAGAUGAAGUAAUUAAUAAACUCAUCACUCUACUGGAUGAUACAGAUCAUGGUAUCAGAAGAAGCGCGUGCGAAGUUCUCGGUAAAAUGGGCGAAAAAGCAGAAACAGAUGAAUUGAUUAAUAAAGUCAUCAUUCUUUUGGGUGAUACGAAUCAUGAUGUCAGAAGAACUGCAUGCGAAGUUCUCCGUAAAAUGGGUGAAGAAGCAGCAACCAAUGAAGCCAUUAAUAAACUCAUUAAUCUGCUUGGUGAUAGUGAUCAUAACGUCAAGCACACUGCGUAUGAAACUCUCUUUGAAAUGAGUGAAAAAGCGGCAACUGCUGAAGUGACUAAUAAACUCUCUAUUCGACUAGAUGAUACGAACGAUCGUGUCCAAAGCAGUGCGUGCGAACUUCUCGUUAGAAUUAGUGAAAGGUCAAAAAGUAAUGAAGUUAUUAAUGAGCUCAUCAUUCUACUAGAUAAUCCGGAUGCGAGGAUCAGAACCGGUGCGUGCAAAUUUUUCUCUAGAAUGGGUGAAAAAGUAGCAACGGGUGAAGUGAUUAAUAAACUCAUCAUUCUACUUGAUGAUUUUAAUGAAAAAGUCAAAAGAGGUGCGUGCGAAGCUCUCGGUACCAUGGGUGAAAAAACAGCAACCAAUGAAGUGAUUACGAAACUCAGCAUUCUACUGGUUGAUUCGAAUGUGAAGGUCAGAAAGAGUGCAUGCGAAGCUCUCGGUAAAAUGGGUAAAGAAGCAGCAACCAAUGAAGUCAUUAAUAAACUCUUCAUUCUGUUUCGUGAUGUCGAUUAUAAUGUCAGGUACAGCGCGGGUGUAACUUUAGGUAGACUGGGUGAACAUGCGGCAGCCAUUGAAAUGAUUAAUAAACUCAGCAUUCUACUGGAUGAUUCGAAUGUGGAGAUCAGAAAGACUGCAUGCGAAGCUCUCGGUAAGAUGGGUGAAAAAGCAGCAACCAAUGAGGUCAUUAAUAAACUCGUCAUUCUGUUUGGCGAUCUCAAUAGUACCGUCAGGUGGAGCGCGUAUGCAGCUUUUCGGAAUAUGGGUAAAAACGCAGCAACCCAUGAAGUUAUUAAUAGACUCAGCUUUCUGCUUGAUGAUGAAGACCAUGGCGUCAGAUGGAGUGCAUUUAACGCUUUGGGUGAUAUAGGUGAAAAAGCAGCAAGUAGUGAAGUCAUUAAUAAACUCGUCAUUCUACUAGAUGCUACGAAUGGUAGCAUCAGAAGCAGUGCGUGUGAAGCUCUCAGCAAAAUGACUGAAAAAGCAGCAACCAGUGAAAUGGUUAAUAAAGUUGUGAUUCUACUAGGUGACACGGAUAGUAGCGUCAGAGAGGAAGCAUGUAAAGCUCUCGGUCGAAUGGGUGAAAAAGCAGCGACUGAUGAAGUGAUUGAUAAAUUCAUUAUUCUACUUCGUGAUACGUAUACUAGGGUCAGAAAGGAAGCAUGUACAGCUCUCGGUAAGAUGGGUGAAAAGGCAGGAACGAAAAAGGUGAUUGAUAGUCUCAUCAUUCUGCUUAAUGAUUGGGACGAUGACGUCAAAAAGAGUGCGAUUGAAAUUUUGAGUGAAAUAGGUGAAAAAGCUGCGAAGAAUGCCGUGAUUAUGGCGCUCAUCACUGUAAUCGAUAGUGGGUAUGGUUCGUACACAAAGAAUGCGAGUAAAGCUCUCUGUAAAAUGGGUAAAACAUCAGCACCCGAUGAAGUGAUAGGAAUGUUGUUAGACGCGUAUUUAAAUGGUGGUAGAGUUAAGUUCGAAGCAGACUCGAUGAUUGGAGAGAUUUUGGGGGCGUUAUCAUCUAUGUCAGAUUUAAAAGACGACACAGUUCGCAAACUUUCGAAGUAUGCUGACCAGUCUACGUUGUGGCCAUCGAUAAAAGUUUCUCCAGAACAAUUCAUCGUAGCUUUUUUGAAAACAAAAAUUUCAUUUUGGUGCCGCAUUAUUAGAAUGGUUUUCACUAUGCAUGGGUAUGGCUUUACAGUGACUGGAAACAGCGUUGUAUUAUUUGGCCUUCAAGAACCAGUUGAGCUAUCACUUCCAAACGAAGAACUUGAACCUCCAGAAUUUGCUGCACCUGGCACGUGCAAGGCACUUACUUGUGGCGGUCGUCCUUGUGCCAAGUGUCACAAGUGUCGUGAUUGGCAUUUCAUUGGUAAUCAAGACGAGUGGAAUUUAGUCCGCAACCCGGAAAAUUGGAAAAAGGUAGAUGAAGAUCGUUGGAAUUGUGAGGGCUUAGAGCUUUUUACGAAACGUGAUGGUGCGACCUGUAAUGUUGCUGAUCCUGAUCGUCAUUUUUAUACUGAGCAUCGUGAAGUUAAUGAUGAUCAUGAUCGUCAUUUUGAUACUGCUCAUCUGUGUUUAUGUGAAAAGCACUAA